Molecule: messenger RNA, 5693 nt
Organism: Marchantia polymorpha subsp. ruderalis
Lineage: Eukaryota; Viridiplantae; Streptophyta; Marchantiopsida; Marchantiales; Marchantiaceae
Source: the annotation of a GenBank genome assembly
GCGCUGCCGCUGCUGCUGCUGCUGCUACAACUGAUGCUGUACCCCGUCGCCCCUCUCUCUUGAGCUGAGCUCUGGUGGUGGCCUGGGUCCUGGUUCGCUCUAGUCUGCUGCUGCUCUGUUGUGUUGGUGAACUACUCUCCCUCCCUCCCUCCAUCCCUCCAUCUCCCUCACUCACUCGACUCUCUCCUUCCCUCCCUCUGGCCCUCCUUCCCUCCACUCUCUCACUGGCUGGCUGGCUCUGGCCGAGCUGCUUCUGCUGCUGCUGCCGGGCCUUCUGUUUCUUGUGCGUGGGUGUGUGUGGCCACUUCUCGAGUGCCCAGCAGUGAUCCUCGAAUUUCAACUUAGGUUUUCGAAUCGAGCUCCGGAGGGAGUGACGAGUGAGGUGAGGUUCAGGACCGCGUGCGCAUUCGGUGGUCGUCUUCCUCACUGGCUCCUGUCGUGCUGUGCCAUUCAUUUAUGUUUUGUUGUAAUUUUUAUCGGUCCCCACGGUUGGCUGUGCGACGAGGGAAAGCUGAAUUUCAGCUCGAGGUCCGUGUCCAAUGGAGGAGCCCAGGGGCUGACGUUGGUAAUCAGUAGGGUCGAGUGUCUGGAGGAGAUUUGGUGGAUGGUCCGGAGCACUGACUGCGUCCUGCAGCCGGCGGCCAGUAGAUAGUGAAAAUGGGGAAGCUGAUGAGCCUCGCGAACGCAUUCUGCGACGAGAGAUGGUGAGGAGAAGUUGCCGACGCAGAACUCCGGGGAGGAAUGAGGUGGUGAUACAGGGAAUGGAGAUCUGGCCUGCAUUGAGAAGAUUUGAAGGCCUGUUUGGCAGGAAUCUCGUCGCGUAGAUUUUGCAAGGAAGGUGUAGGCGUCGGUGCAGGAGCAAGAUUGGAUCACUGGGCUGUGAGGGGUGUCGUGAUACAAUGUGCGGCCAAACGGUGGGACUUUCAAUAUUUUCCAGCUGUGAGUAAAGUCGGACAGCGGUAGCAGGAUUGGGAAGGCAGCAUUCUCCGGAUGUGUGGGAAGAGUAUAGGAGAAUGGAAGGGCGGGGAGGACCCUCAUGCUGCCCGGGGGUCCCAGCAUUUUUGAUCGGCGCUUCGAUUGCGUCUGACGGUGGUAGGCUUUUACACAACUCUUUUGCGCUGCCGGACGAACGAGGAGAGGUGACCAAGGAUAGAGAAAUAUUGCUUCGUAACAACAGUGAUGUCGCCGUGCACAUUCCGUCAGAUCAGGAAGGGCCCGAGUCCGUCGAGGGCCGAGCAGACUCCCGAGAUGACGAUGGAAGCUCAAUGCAAAAAUCGAGCUGCUGCUGCAACAUGCACGCUCCGGGACUGGCAUACGUUGAGCGAGCCGGGCGUCGUCUCCUGCACCACAUUGUGUGCGAUCCUCUUCUCACCACAAGGAUUACUAUCAUGGCCAUGCUGGCGAUGCUGAUAACGGUGAUGACUGUACUUACAUGGUAUUUUUCGACCACCCAUGCGGAAAAGUCAGUCAGUACAGUGGCAGACGCUUUGCGGAGCGAGCUUCUAGCGAGGACGGAGGACACCACCACCGCUUUGCUACAAAAUAACAACGUGUCCACGACGGCCCUCGCGAGGAUUCUCAGCUCCCCUCUGAUUACGAGCAACUUCUCGUCUUUUGCAACUUUGCAAGCGCAGGUUGCGCCGAUCUUGUUCUCUGCCUACUCAGUCAUCCCUCAAAGAAGCCUCGUCUCCUUUUUUGGCAAAAAUGGGUUGUUCAUUUCAUACUCUGCGGAAUUCAAUGGCACGUCUAUGGUGUUUGCUAAUUCGACUAUUUUGCGACCGGGAACGACCUCCACUGCUGUUGCUCCUGCACCUCCCAGGGAAUCGGAUGAGACUCUGGCCGCAAGCAGUCCGUGGUAUCAGUGGUAUCGUCAGUCGGUUGACUCCUCGACCGGCUUACCCACGGGACCAGCUACAUCUAUAACGCCGGUUUCAUAUUGGGCUGUAGAUCUUUUCAAUGAGACUUGGAACAAUCGCAAAGGAGGGUCGUCUUGGGGCGUUCUAGCUGCUCGAACGAAGGAUCUUCUGUUUCUCUCAUUAGCUCCUGUCAAGCCGAGCUCUGAUGGAGAUGCAGUCGGAGUUGCGGGUGUUGGGUUCUCAGCGUCCGAGAUCCGGACCUUCUUCGACUCGCUCAAUCUCCAGGGAGGAGACAUGUACAUCACCACCGACGAUGGUAGGCUUCUGGUGCAAACCAAUGUGGCAGUUGACUAUGAAAUUGGCGAGGCUGGGAACCCGCUGCUUCCUCUGGCCUCCAGCUCCAAUAACUCGGUGGUUGCAGGAGCUGCCAAAUAUCUAUCCGGAGUUUUGGGUAGUAACGGAACCCAGUCGUUCCAGGCUAGCAAUGUGAAAAUUGAUGGCACGCUUUACGUUCUCAAUAGUGCCCCUGUUCAAGUCGCGCAAAGCACCCUGGUCGUUGUGGUAUUAAUUCCACGGGAUAGUGUGUGGGGGCCAAGUGACAAGCGAAGUCAUACUAUCCUCGCACUGCUGCUUAUUCUUGCUAUUUGCGUUGGUCUCGUGGGCUGCUUUUUCAUCGUACUUUUGACGAAAGGAGUAAGCAAUGAGAUGCGCCUACGUGCAGCUCUUAUUCAGCAGUUGGAGGCCACUAAACAAGCCGAGAACAAGAGCAGUCAUAAGAGCAUUGUAUUUGCCAGUAUGAGUCAUGAUUUGAGGACCCCUCUUGCUGCCAUUCUGGGUCUCAUCGACCUUUGUUUGUGCGAUGCCAUGGAGAUGUCAGAACUGGAAUCGAACCUGUCUCAAAUGAAGUCUUGUGCUACGAAUCUUCUGGGAAUUCUGAACUCCAUUCUGGACAUGAGUAAGAUCGAAGCUGGGAAGCUUCAACUGGAAGAGUCAGAGUUCGAUCUGUUAGAUGUGCUCGAGGAAGCGGUGGAGAUGUUCGCUGUUGUGGGCAUGAAGAAAGGACUAGAUGUCGUUCUUGAUCUCCCAGAUGAUUCAAUUGAGAAGUCAUCACGUGUUUGGGGAGACGCGGGUCGGGUCAAACAGCUUCUGUCCAACUUAUUGAGUAAUGGUGUGAAGUUCACAAGUUCAGGGCAUGUGGUAUUGCGAGCGUGGCAAAAGCCCGUAAUACCUGCCAGCUUGGGCGCCAGCCAGGUUCAAGGGGGAGGAGUGUUCGGAUGCUUCUAUGGCUGGUUUUGGAGGUGCUUCAAUGAGCGGGAGAAGACGUAUGCGCAUAUGGACGAAGAGGAGGUUUGUGCCAGUGGAAAUCUUGUCGAGUACGAGUUCGAGGUUGAUGAUACUGGUAAAGGUAUUCCCCGGGAGAGGCGAAGAGCAGUUUUUGAAAAUUUUGUCCAGGUGGAUUCGACCGUUCCUCGUACACAUGGCGGUACCGGUCUCGGACUUGGCAUCGUUCGAUCACUGGUCCGAUUGAUGGGAGGUGAUAUUAACAUUAUCGACAAAGAUGAACCGGGAGAACCUGGAGCCCGAUUCAAGUUCAACUUGUUAUUUCAGCGUCAUCCGGAAUCUACACCUGCUAAUGGACAUCCCUUUAGUCCCGCACAUUUUAAUGUGAAACCUCAAGAUACCGUAGGUGUACCCAGUAGAUUUGGAUUGGCGUCUCCGGGUGUAGGAUAUCAUAAAGAUCAGAUAGACUCUUCGGAGAAACCAGCAACACCGAUUUCGCUGGCAAACCCUUCUUGUUAUAGCCCUCCAACCCCCGAAGGGGUGCAUGUGUUGCUAGCCAUGCAAGGGCACGCAGGAAGGAAAGUGGCAAAGCAGUGGAUGGAGCGGCGAGGUUUACAUGUCUGGACCGUAAGUCAUCCUGAAGACUUUUUGGAUACGCUGGAGAAGAUCAAGUUCGAAGUGUUCUAUGAAGAAAGUUUUAGCUGGUCAGAUUGCUUCGAGAUCUCCCCAGGCAACCAGGCUUAUGAAUCAUGGGUCGAUGAUUCCAGCCAGCCUCCGGCAGGUGAGCUGAGUGGCACUCCAAGCAGCAGUUACAUGAAAAAGUACGGAGACAGAGUUGGACCACGACUCCUGAUCGUAAUCGAUACGGCCAUGGUGUCAAGCUUCUUGGAUCAGUUGUGUGUCAGCCUAACCAACUCGCUGACACAAGCAGACAUCGCUCAGGUGUCGAAGGUUGUUUGGUUGGUCACACCCAACACUCCCAGCUCCGUUCUUCAAACUCUGAAACAGGGCACAGUACCGUGUGACCUUAUGCUGCACAAACCUUUGAAUGUGUCACGCUUGCGAAUUAUAUGGGAGCAGGUACAACUGCUCAUGCACAAUAGGGAUCUGGAUACAAAACCCUCCCCGAAUUAUACAGUUAGCCGGGGUGAGAGUCCACUUACUGUAAGUCAGCCUUUAGUCCCUUAUCCAAGCCCGAUGCACGAUGGUGGAUCUGAAAUAGAUUCUAAAGAGGGCUCCACCACAGAUUUGCCCACUACACUAGGUAGAGAUCAUCUCGUAGGCAGAAAUGUGAGGGGUGACCAAUCAGCAAUGCCGACUCCGAGCAGAACGACGAGUGGAGGAGUAGACGGCAUUCACGCGGAGGGCCUGCUUCCCGUUCACACUUCGAGUAGCCCCAGCCCAGAUGUUGGACCUUUCCCGAGGGUGCGAUCCAGGGAAACGGAUAUAAUGGGGCCUCCCAAUUCACUGAAAGGCAUGCAUAUUCUUGUGGCCGAAGAUAACCCCGUCCUUCAAAGACUUACCAAAACGACUCUGGUACGGUUGGGGGCAAGCGUCGAGUGUGUGGACAACGGUCUCGAGGCAGCGCAGCUGGUUCUGGCCAAUCUUCCGAGGAAAACCUCAAGUAGAUCCGCAUCAUUUGGAAGCUUCAGGCGGUUGAGAAGUCUCUCGAGGGAGCAUGUGGAAGAAGAAAAUGCUCCUCCUAAAAGGAGACCUUUCGACAUGGUGUUGAUGGAUUGUCAGAUGCCGGUUCUCGAUGGGUAUGGAGCAACCCAACGAAUCAGGGAGCAGGAGAAGUUGCUUGGGUUUCGAACGCCUGUAAUUGCUCUAACUGCGCAUGCAAUGGCGAAGGAUGAGAGCAAGUGUAUUGAAGCGGGCAUGGAUUUUUACCUCACCAAGCCUCUGGCUACCAAAGCCUUACUGAACGUGGUCGCAAAGAUCAAUGCAGGCAACCGACCUAGUUAAGAAAACGCACUUCAACCCUUAUUGGAGAUAAAUUGUUUGGGUUGUGAAAUACGAUACCUUGGUAGUUUUGAAAUACCAGUUCAGAUGUAUAGGAAUGUCGGACCAAGAUACCCAAGACCGAGGGCAGAAUCGAUUCAAGGCCUUAUUGGUGCUGUAAGUAAUUUACCAGGUCAUGACGAAGGAAAAUGUAAGAUGGAUGGAGCUGGUGAGCAAAGGGUACCCGGGUAUGUGAAACUUCGAUCCACAUUCAUAGAAAUUGGUCCCAACUAAUGUGAUUAUUUUUUGCCUGUGUUAGUGCACACAGGUGCAGUGUAAAACAAAUUUUCUCAGUCAGAGUAAAACUGUAAUCACCGCCAUGUUCUUGAGGAAUGGCAACCGGCUUUAGGAUUGAUCGAUAUUAUGAUGAGUAGGGAGGUGCCUGGAUUGUCGAAGACAAACUGGACACAUUUGCAUCAGCUUUCAAAUUUCCAAUUGAGGGUGUACACACAGCUUGCAAUUGGCUUGCAAUUGCUGGCAGGAAACAAGUAAUCUUUGUCGACUGUCAUCAUAUAAUGGAUGUGCAAACAGAGCUGAUCAAAUAGGAGUAAUUGG